Molecule: messenger RNA, 897 nt
Organism: Zingiber officinale
Lineage: Eukaryota; Viridiplantae; Streptophyta; Magnoliopsida; Zingiberales; Zingiberaceae
Product: BRI1 kinase inhibitor 1-like
Exons: 1
Coding region: 1-897 (298 amino acids)
Cellular component (GO): plasma membrane
Molecular function (GO): kinase inhibitor activity
Source: RefSeq, a predicted model, not a curated record
AUGGAAAUAGAAGAUAAGGCCACGCCACCGCCACCGCCACCGCCACCGCCACCGCCAUCCUCGGCGACCGCCUCCCCCUCUCACGACUUCUCCUUCACCAUCUCCUUCCAAACUCUCAGCUCGCCGGCCACCCUCACGGGCACUGCCUCCAAGCCGCCCUCUGCCUCCUCUGCCGCUUUCGACUUAGCCCCCGCCGAUGAUAUCUUCCUCCAUGGCCAGCUCCUCCCUCUCCACCUCCUCUCCCACCCCGGUAGUCCCCCGCGCGCCUCCGACAUCUCGUUGGAUAACUUCACCUAUCCCCUCGGGCACACCGACAGCGACCGCGUCCUCAACUACUUCGACCCCAGCAAGCCCGCCAAGGAGGAGAGCAGAGCCACGAAGCCGACGUCGGUGUUCGCGUCCUUCUUCGGCCUCGCGAGGCUGAGGAAGCGGAACGAGAAAGAGGCGGCGGAGGAAGUGCCGACUGCGAGAACGAAGAGGAAAAGGAAGGGGCUCGACGUGAGCAGGUUGCUUCGGAAGUACGCGAGCCUGGUGGAGCUCCUGUUCUUCUUCAGGACAGGGGAGAGAGAGCGGCGACGCCGCGACGACGACCUGCGACGGCGUCCGUGCUCCUUUUCGGGGCACUCGAAUCUGAACCAUAAGGCGGCUGCGGCGGCGGCGGCGGCGGCGCAGGGAGAGUGGUGGCGGCGGAGGAAGGGACAGAUGUCGGCGCCGGCAUCGAUGAGGACGUCGCCGACCAACAGCGGCCUCCUCUCGGCCUCUUCGAUGACCAUCUCCUCGGCCUCCACGUCGGACAGCAGCACGAUGGAGGAGCUGCAGAGCGCGAUCCAGGCGGCGAUCGCGCACUGCAAGAAUUCCAUCGCCGUCGCCGCGAAGCAGAAAACCGGCGAGACGUGA